Bubalus bubalis (water buffalo) is the source of this 824-nucleotide messenger RNA. RefSeq names its product BCL2 associated X, apoptosis regulator (gene BAX). The record is from RefSeq and is a predicted model, not a curated record. The transcript is spliced from 6 exons. Gene Ontology annotation, biological process: release of cytochrome c from mitochondria; positive regulation of apoptotic process; intrinsic apoptotic signaling pathway in response to DNA damage. Gene Ontology annotation, molecular function: protein homodimerization activity; protein heterodimerization activity; channel activity. Gene Ontology annotation, cellular component: mitochondrial outer membrane. NCBI's taxonomy places the organism in Eukaryota, Metazoa, Chordata, Mammalia, Artiodactyla, Bovidae. The coding region runs from base 77 to 655 and encodes 192 amino acids.
GGGCGCUCACGUGACCAGGGGCGUGCUGCGGCCGCCCGGGCGGACCCGGCGAGAGGCGGCGGCGGGAGCGGCGGUGAUGGACGGGUCCGGGGAGCAACCCAGAGGCGGGGGGCCCACCAGCUCUGAGCAGAUCAUGAAGACAGGGGCCCUUUUGCUUCAGGGUUUCAUCCAGGAUCGAGCAGGGCGAAUGGGGGGAGAGACACCCGAGCUGGGCUUGGAGCAGGUGCCCCAGGAUGCAUCCACCAAGAAGCUGAGCGAGUGUCUGAAGCGCAUCGGAGAUGAAUUGGACAGUAACAUGGAGCUACAGAGGAUGAUCGCAGCUGUGGACACAGACUCUCCCCGAGAGGUCUUUUUCCGAGUAGCGGCUGAAAUGUUUUCCGACGGCAACUUCAACUGGGGCCGGGUUGUCGCCCUUUUCUACUUUGCCAGCAAACUGGUGCUCAAGGCCCUGUGCACCAAGGUGCCCGAGUUGAUCAGGACCAUCAUGGGCUGGACAUUGGACUUCCUUCGAGAGCGGCUGCUGGGCUGGAUUCAGGACCAGGGUGGUUGGGACGGCCUCCUCUCCUACUUUGGGACACCCACAUGGCAGACAGUGACCAUCUUUGUGGCUGGAGUGCUCACCGCCUCGCUCACCAUCUGGAAGAAGAUGGGCUGAGGCCAUCAACUGCCUUGGACUUUUUCUGCAUAAAUUAUGGCAUUUUUCUGGGGGGGGGGCGGAUUUGGGGGCCAUGGGAGUUUUUCUUACUUUUGUAAUUAUUGGGGUGGGGCAGGGUAGGGAGGUGUGGUCUUGGGGGGUGGGCACAAUAAACCUCUUUUGGACCACA